AUGGCCGAACCUCCCGUGUUGCAGACUGGCCCAUGCUCUCAAUUCGUCCAGACCAAAGACAGUAUCGCUAAGAAGUUUGCGAAGAAGUUAGGACAAUGCUGGCAUUGUCGAGAUGGUCGCCCUCAGCAAUGCGCGUUCUACAUUGUCGACGAGUACGGGGCUAUCGUUGAGCAGCGCUCCUUCCGAGUAUCGGCCGCACCCAACUACACAUUACUGGAAGUCAUUCUACAGGGUCACUCUGCGCGCGCGAAGGUGAAGUUCAGGUCCGCGCCGCCGAAUUUGACUCGCCAGAUCGUCUGGGAGCUGCUGAGAGGCUGCUUGCUAAUCAAAAAGGAACUCGAAAAGCAUCGCGAUCUGCGCAAGACAUGCAAAGCCGUCAUUCCGUGGACGCCGCGACUUGAUGGCCAUCGUUCUACGUGUGACAUAUGCGGGGCCUCUCUAUUCUGCUGCGUACAGAUGUGCAGACUCUGUGCUCGAGAGGUCUGCGGAGACUGCAUAGACGAGGACCGUCUAUCUGGUGUUCAAUGCUCCAUAAUCAAGAUCAAGAAGAAACAGAAGCAUAUACAUGACCUCGUUCUGCUCGACAACUUCGAGGUCGGCGAGCUCGAAGCGGCCCUCCUGUUCUACAAGCAGGUUCCAUCCCGCGUACCUAUUCCACGUCCCCUUCCAUGUAGAGAGCCUCUCAGGCUUACUGUGGGGGAUGAGGCUGCUCCCCUUACAUAUUCUGCCAUAUAUCGCUCACUUGCUGCCGGCACACCUAUCAUGGUGUCUGGUAUCAACCCCGGCGAACGAAAUCUCACUCCGGAAUAUUUUAUACACCACCACGGAGACACCAUGGUUACGCUUACCAAUACGAAGACCGAUGCGCAGCGCGUGGUUCCGCUCGUCGAGUUCAUGGACAAGUUUGGCAGGCCAUCGGACCCCGAGAAUCCCGAGAAGCUCCAGGACUGGCCGCCGACAGAAUUCUUCGCUACAGAGUUCCCCGAGAUCUACGGGAUCUUUGAAGACUGCCUUGUAGCUCCCUGGAUUACGUCGAGGAGAGGCCCGCUCAACAUGGAAAUGAACAUGCCAGUGGAUGCGUGCCCGCCGGAUACGGGACCGAAGGCGUAUCUCGCUCACAGCGCGGGGGGUGGUACUACUACCCGUCUGCAUUGUGACGUCACUGAUGCCGUCAACAUGCUCUUUCAUGAGGAGGACGGUCCAGAGUGUGGUGCCCAGUGGACCAUGAUAGACAGGGAUGAUAUGGCCGUGGCGGGGGAUCUGUUGCGCAAGUGGAAGGCUGGCUCCUUCAAAGGGCAUCCAAUUCACUCUCAACAGAUCACUCUCACGGACAAAGAUGUUGAAGACUUGCGGAGGGCUGGUGUGCACGUCUGGACCCUUAUCCAGAGGCAGGGCGAUGCAGUAUUCAUCCCUGCUGGAGUGGGUCACCAGGUCACGAACCUCAGCUCAUGCAUCAAGAUCGCAGUCGACUUCAUAACAGCAGCUAACAUCGCUUACUCGCAACGCAUCGGUCAAGAGUUGCGAGAACAUCGCCUCGCCACACCCGAGAAUAUGGGAGAAGACAUUCUACAGCUCUCUUCCAUAUGUUGGUGGACAUUCAAACGAUGCCAGAUGGAAGACUUGGUCAAUACACGCGCGGAUCUUGCUUCGGACCCCUGGACAUCCAACUACUCCGCCGCUCCUGCAUACAUACCACAUGCCCUGCGCGAUGACGGUCUCGCUGGUCGUAGGCUCCAGGAGCUUGAAGACACGACCACCAGGUCGACAUCCGAUUAUAAUAUGCACUCUCCCACGUUUGACACAGCGGCGUUCUAUAAUACGCCUGAUGCGGAAGAAGCAAAUGGCAUAGCAUCGGGUGAGGGUUCUACUUCUCGGCAAUCUAUAGUGGCCAGCUAA
Peniophora sp. CBMAI 1063 is the source of this 1896-nucleotide messenger RNA. The record is from the annotation of a GenBank genome assembly. NCBI's taxonomy places the organism in Eukaryota, Fungi, Basidiomycota, Agaricomycetes, Russulales, Peniophoraceae.